This is a messenger RNA of Schistocerca serialis cubense, 1326 nucleotides long. RefSeq names its product putative gustatory receptor 28a. Gene Ontology annotation, cellular component: dendrite; axon; membrane. Gene Ontology annotation, biological process: sensory perception of taste. Bases 1 to 1326 code for a protein of 441 amino acids. The record is from RefSeq and is a predicted model, not a curated record. The transcript has a single exon. Lineage: Eukaryota; Metazoa; Arthropoda; Insecta; Orthoptera; Acrididae.
AUGUAUACGUUACGAAAACUAUUCGCAGAGUUUCGUGUUUUUCUUUUCCUGUGUAAAGCGACUGGCACUGCUCCUAUUUCGUUUGACAGUGAAAGUGGACGGGUGGUUGUGCGCAAAAGGGCGAGGUUUUACUGUGUAUCUGUCGUACUCCUUAUUCUUCUCUGUGCCGUAUCUGAUAUAGUGUGGAAAGCCACUAAUGGGUACAGAAACUUUGAAAGCAUUGCGAAGUAUACUUAUGUAUUCACCGUUGCAGUUGCAACAAGCUCUGCUGUGACAUGUAUUCUAUGGAACUCUUCUUUGAAACAAAACGACGUUCACUUUUUCUUCCUAAAAAUGGUUACUGUUGGAACUUUUUUGAAUAACGAUAAGGAAGCUGAGUACAUCCGAUUGAAUACUCUCCUGCUAAGGGGAACAAUUGUAGUAAUCGUAUACUCGGUUCUUCUGUAUGGUAACAUGUUUUGGGAUAACGGAAUUACACUAAAAUAUUUUUCAGAUACACCUGUUCAUAUCAUACAUUUCUUGAGAAAUAUCUUACUUUUGCAGUUCAUGGUACUUAAUGGGGCUGUGGGAAGAAAUUUUGUUCAGCUGAAUGAGAAUCUGCUGCAAGUGUUCGAGAUUAGCUCAGAAAACGAAUCUGAUAUCAAGAUCUCUGAAACACUACAAUUUUCGUUAUCAAAACAAAACACACACAAUACUGGUAAUCUAUUUAUCAGAGAAUUUUCUUCACCGUCAACGUUAGUAGUCUCUAAAGCUCAAGCAUCUUCGAAGCACCCUACAUACAAUGUGCCACAUUGUAAUCGAAUGGCCCUGCAGACUGAUAGUUGUGUCUCAAUAAAACACUUGCGUAAAAUCUAUUGCAUUCUAAGUGAUCUCGCAAAAGCUGUCGACAGGGCUUAUGGUCCAAACAAUCUCUUCGAAGUGACUAGUUCCUUCGUGAAUAUUGUCGCAUUGCUCUACACAUUCGCAGUUUUUCUACUACAGUUAGAUGGAACGUCACCUAUAUCAAUGUAUGCCUGUAUUACAACGUUGCAAUGGACUGUGAUGCUGGUUUGUCGCUUGUUCAGCAUUGCCUACAGCUGUGACAUGGUUGUGCAAGAAGCCAACCGUACGCAGCGGCUGGUCACCAAACUUCAGAUGCUGUCUGCUGGCUGUGGCUGCCAAGAAGAGCUGAAGCUGUUUGGGGAACAGCUGGCGCGCAACACACUGCACUACAGCGCAGCUGGGUUCUUCACACUGGAUCUGUCAUUGCUGAAAAGCAUCGUGGCUGCUGCGACGACCUACUUCGUCAUUCUCGUCCAGUUCCAGGUUUCUGGAAACAAAUCGUAG